AUGUCUGUUAGAUUCAGCUCCAGCAAGCAGUUCUCUUCCUCCCGCAGUGGAGGAGGAGGAGGUGGAGGAGGAGGAUCAUCCCUCAGAAUUUCCAGCAGCAAAGGCUCCUAUGGUGGAGGGUAUAGCUCAGGGGGGUUCAGCGGUGGCUCUUUUAGCCAUGGGAGCUCUGGUGGAGGUUGCUUUGGGGGCUCAUCAGGUGGCUAUGGAGGCUACGGAGGAGGCAGCUUUGGUGGAGGCUAUGGAGGAGGCAGCUUUGGUGGAGGCUACGGAGGAGGCAGCUUUGGGGGCGGCAGCUUCGGUGGAGGUAGCUUUGGUGGAGGUAGCUAUGGAGGAGGCUUUGGUGGUGGAUUUGGAGGAGGAGAUGGUGGCCUUCUCUCUGGGAAUGAAAAGGUAACCAUGCAAAAUCUGAACGACCGUCUGGCUACCUACAUGGACAAAGUCCGGGCUCUGGAAGAGUCCAACUAUGAGCUGGAGGGUAAAAUCAAAGAGUGGUAUGAGAAACAUGGUAACUCAAGCCAGCGGGAGCCCCGGGACUACAGCAAAUACUACCAAACCAUCGAAGACCUUAAGAACCAGAUCCUCUCCCUGACAACUGACAAUGCCAGUGUCCUGCUGCAGAUCGACAAUGCCAGACUGGCUGCCGAUGACUUCAGGCUGAAGUAUGAGAAUGAGGUGGCCCUGCGCCAGAGCGUGGAGGCUGACAUCAACGGGCUGCGCAAGGUGCUGGAUGAGCUGACCCUUACCAAGGCUGACCUGGAGAUGCAGAUUGAGAGUCUGACUGAAGAGCUGGCCUACUUGAAGAAGAACCACGAAGAGGAAAUGAGAGACCUUCAGAACGUGUCCACUGGUGAUGUGAACGUAGAAAUGAAUGCUGCUCCAGGAGUCGACCUGACUCAACUGCUGAACAACAUGAGAAACCAGUAUGAACAGCUUGCGGAAAAGAAUCGCAAGGACGCAGAGGCCUGGUUCAAUGAGAAGAGCAAAGAACUCACCACAGAAAUCGACAGCAACAUCGAACAAAUGUCCAGCCAUAAGAGUGAAAUUACUGAAUUGAGACGUACUGUUCAGGGUCUGGAGAUUGAACUACAGUCCCAGCUGGCCCUGAAACAAUCGCUGGAAGCCUCCUUGGCAGAAACAGAAGGUCGCUACUGCAUGCAGCUCUCCCAGAUUCAAAGCCAGAUCUCCGCCCUGGAGGAACAGCUCCAACAGAUUCGGGCUGAGACCGAGUGCCAGAACGCCGAGUACCAAAAUCUCCUGGACAUAAAGAUCCGACUGGAAAAUGAGAUCCAAACCUACCGCAGUCUGCUAGAAGGAGAGGGAAGUUCUGGAGGCGGAUCCUACGGCGGCGGAAGAGGCGGCGGAAGCCACGGCGGAAGCUCUGGCGGCGGCAGCUACGGCGGCGGAAGUUCCGGCGGUGGUGGUCACGGCGGCAGUUCCAGUGGUGGCUACGGCGGCGGAAGUUCCGGCGGUGGUGGUCACGGCGGCAGUUCCGGUGGUGGCUACGGCGGCGGAAGUUCCGGCGGUGGUAGUCACGGCGGCAGUUCCGGUGGUGGCUACGGCGGCGGAAGUGCCAGCGGUGGCGGAAGCCAGAGCGGAAGCGGAGGUUUCAAAUCUUCCGGGUCCGGCGACCAAUCAUCUAAAGGACCAAGGUCAGCAGAUCCUAACUGGGAUACUAACAAAACCAGAGUGAUCAAGACGAUAAUUGAGGAGGUGACACCUGAGGGUAGAGUCCUUUCGUCUAUGAUUGAAUCAGAAACCAAGAAACGCUUCUAUUAAGCUGCAUA
This is a messenger RNA of Acomys russatus (golden spiny mouse), 1784 nucleotides long. It is a transcript of the gene Krt10, whose product is annotated as keratin 10. The record is from RefSeq and is a predicted model, not a curated record. Gene Ontology annotation, molecular function: structural constituent of skin epidermis. Lineage: Eukaryota; Metazoa; Chordata; Mammalia; Rodentia; Muridae. The coding region runs from base 1 to 1776 and encodes 591 amino acids. The transcript is spliced from 8 exons. Gene Ontology annotation, cellular component: keratin filament.